Pelmatolapia mariae (spotted tilapia) is the source of this 1879-nucleotide messenger RNA. Its product is annotated as GTPase IMAP family member 7-like. The transcript is spliced from 2 exons. Gene Ontology annotation, molecular function: GTP binding. The record is from RefSeq and is a predicted model, not a curated record. Bases 1 to 828 code for a protein of 275 amino acids. Lineage: Eukaryota; Metazoa; Chordata; Actinopteri; Cichliformes; Cichlidae.
AUGCAAAGACUGGAGGUGUGUCAGCUGUGGCGCUAUAAACAAGCAUACCAUGUCAAGAACAGAAGUAUUAACAUUCAUCUUUCUACAGUGACAACAGUGAAGAGAAAUAUGGAUUCAUUUCCACCAGGUCCCGAUUUGAGGAUUGUGAUGAUUGGAAAAACUGGUGUGGGCAAAAGUGCUGUUGGAAACACCAUCAUGGGAGAGAAAUGUUUUACAUCUCGUCCAAGUUCAGAAUCAGUUACUUCUUCUUGUCAAAAAGGUGUGACACAAGGGGGUAACAGAGUAGUUAGUGUGGUAGACACACCAGGGAUCCUGGACACUAAAGUAACUGCGGACUUCAUCCAAAAAGAAAUUGUGCGAUGUGUUGAAGUCUCCUGUCCAGGUCCUCAUGUGUUCCUGCUGGUGCUCCAAGUCGGUCGAUUCACCAAAGAGGAGAAAAACUCAGUGGAAGCCCUGCAGCAGCUGUUUGGCCCACAAGCUAACCAGUACAUGAUUGUGCUGUUCACCCGUGGUGGUGAUCUUGGAUGCAUGACCAUACAGGAGUACGUACGUGAAGGCAGUGCACAUCUUCGCCGAGUCAUUCAAAGCUGUGGAAACAGGUUCCACGUCUUUGACAACACCAUCAGUGACACGAACCAGGUGGUGGAGCUGAUCAAGAAGAUUGAUGACAUGGUGGCAGGAAAUGGGGGCACAUACUACACAGAUGCCAUGUAUAGGGAGGUGGAGGCAGCACAAAGAAUGGGUCUCUUAGGAAAAUUCUUAUAUGCAUUUAUUGCUGGAUUGAUGCAACGCAUUAGAAAAUUUAUUGAAAUCCUUGGGAAAGAUUAAAUAAACACAUUCAUUGUGUUCUGGGCAGUGAAUCCUUAUUUAACCAUGUGUCAAAAUAUAGCAUAUAUUUGUUUGUCAGUGUUUCUUGUGGUGCUGAUAAAAUGAGUGUAUAAGCGUAGAUUACAAUGACAUGCUGCGUUUCUUAUCUCUUCUAUAUCAGCAUUUUAUGUUAAUUAUAGCGGUGUGAUAUGCAUGAAAGCUUUAAAAAAUGUAAUGUAUAAACUUCACUUGCAUCAGUCAAAAUUGUAUUUAUUAAAAAACCUGUUGAAGUAAAAGUGCACUAUACAUCUUAUUUUUAAAUAAACCUGUAAGAAUUUAUAGUCAGAGACAAAAUCAUUCCAAAUGUGAAAUCUGAAACCAGAUUUUCACACUAACUUACAUCUAAGCUCAUGUUUCAAACUCUUUUUCAAUGGCAGUGUUUUCUUUCCCUUGUUUCUUAGAAGCAGAGGCGGAGGCAGACAUUUGAUACACCCGGGGCUUAGCCCUAAUGGGUAGUAUGUAUGUGGGAUUGGGGGGGGGUUAGAAGUGACUGAAAGAUUAAUAGGCUCUGUUUUGAGUUUUGUUCAAAAAAGAAUGACUUCAUAUAGGGAAAAAUAUAUAUCACAUCUGCAGGACACCUUAAACUAUUUUUUUAAUUAAGCAGCAAGGCAGAACAAAGUCGGGGCUGUAUCAAGACACGAGGACUAAACCCCAAUUCAACCAGACCCAGAACUGAUCCGGAAUUAAAACAGGACUACAAAAUCAGGACUACUUAGGACUUAACCAAAACAGAACCAGAAUCAGAACUAGAUGAUAGUAGCACUAAAAAUCAUCAUAGACCUGCACUAUACUUAUUUUUUAAUUCUACCAAAGUCCACUAUUUAGAUUCAGAAAAGUUUAUAUAAUUAUUUAGCCUUGUUGUGCAAACAAGCCUGCACAACUUAAUAAAUAUAGAAUUUGAAAAAUAACAAACCUAAAAAGAAACACUAGGUAUGAGAUACAUGAGUACCUAUGAUACGGUGAUACUUUUGGUAAACAACCAUUUGACUAACAUGUGUGUCUCACCUGCUCU